Egretta garzetta (little egret) is the source of this 645-nucleotide messenger RNA. It is a transcript of the gene CUNH1orf74, whose product is annotated as chromosome unknown C1orf74 homolog. NCBI's taxonomy places the organism in Eukaryota, Metazoa, Chordata, Aves, Pelecaniformes, Ardeidae. The record is from RefSeq and is a predicted model, not a curated record. The annotation marks the transcript as partial. The transcript has 2 exons.
ACCGCCGCCGGCCCCGUGUCCUCCAGCGAGGUUGUCCCCGCGGGCUGGAACCUCUGCACCAUCGUCGGGGUGCUGCUGGGCUACCCGGCGGCGUACGCCUUCUCCAUGGAGGAGGGCGCCGAGAACUGCCUGGCGCUGACGCCGCUGAGGGUGUUCACGGUCUGGGCCUCCUGCCCCUGGAUAAAGGACGGUUUCAGGGUCCAGAUCUACUCCUUCAGCAUCCCGGAGAGCCUCUGCGCGGAGCUGAUGGAUGUGCUGGACGCCUGGCGCGAUGAGCUGAAGGAGGCCUUCAGGGUGCAGAAUGACUUUGUCGAUCUCCGCAUUUUGAGCGAGGUGGUGUCUCUUCCAGCGGUUGCCUUGUAAAGCACAAACUCAAGACUUUUCGGCUUUUACCUCCCUUGUAUCAGGGACUGAGGCGAGAGGUGCGGUUCCUGUAUGUGGCAGCCCCCCAAGGCUCUCAAGAGGCCCAAGAGCACCAAAGGCUGAGUUUUGACGAUCGCAGGCCCCCAACAUCGUAGGCCGGUUGCGGAUCAAAUACGUGUAGGUCCCAGAAGACCAGCACGUGGAUGUACGUGCUCACAGCUGCUCUGCAGCCGCCAUCCGGACUGUGCCCUGUAAAGUCAGGGUAUAUUUAUUUGCUGCAAA